This is a messenger RNA of Aspergillus homomorphus CBS 101889, 2296 nucleotides long. RefSeq names its product calnexin (gene clxA). Gene Ontology annotation, biological process: protein folding. Gene Ontology annotation, cellular component: endoplasmic reticulum; endoplasmic reticulum membrane. NCBI's taxonomy places the organism in Eukaryota, Fungi, Ascomycota, Eurotiomycetes, Eurotiales, Aspergillaceae. The transcript has 5 exons. The record is from RefSeq and is a predicted model, not a curated record. Gene Ontology annotation, molecular function: calcium ion binding. The coding region runs from base 269 to 1957 and encodes 562 amino acids.
CAGCUUCAUGCAGCUUCUUAUAUAACCAACCUUCCAGCUGCUCCUCUUCCCUUCCAUUUCCCCCAUUCUUCUGUCUUUACAUCCAACUUCGUCCCCCACCCCCCAUCUUUACUUGUCGCCCUUUGUACCGCGACUUCUCUUGAGCUUGUCUCAUCCACCCAGUCGGCCCAUCGUGGUGUAUUCGCGGGUGUGCUCGUGUUUGUUUUCUUCUUUCCCUACUCGAUCUUCCCCGGUGUUCUAGCCUUCAGAGCACCAAAUCUCAUCCACAAUGCGUUUCAACGCUGCCUUGACUUCCGCUCUGGUCUCCUCGGCCUCCAUCAUGGGCAUGGCCCAUGCGGAGGAGACCGAGAAGAAGCCUGAGACCACCUCCAUUGCGGAAAAGCCGACUUUCACCCCUACUACCCUCAAAGCUCCUUUCUUGGAACAGUUCACCGAUGACUGGGAUAGCCGGUGGACUCCUUCCCACGCCAAGAAGGAGGACUCCAAGUCUGAGGAGGACUGGGCCUACGUCGGUGAAUGGGCUGUUGAGGAGCCGACUGUGCUAAAGGGUAUCGAGGGAGACAAGGGUCUUGUCGUCAAGAACGUUGCUGCCCACCACGCUAUCUCCUCCAAGUUCCCCAAGAAGAUUGACAACAAGGACAAGACUCUCGUUGUCCAGUAUGAAGUCAAGCCGCAGAACUCCCUUGUUUGUGGUGGUGCCUACCUGAAGCUUCUCCAAGACAACAAGAAGCUCCAGUCCGAGGAGUUUUCCAACGCCUCCCCCUACGUUAUCAUGUUCGGUCCUGAUAAGUGCGGUGCCACCAACAAGGUGCACUUCAUCUUCCGUCACAAGAACCCCAAGACCGGAGAGUACGAGGAAAAGCACCUCAAGGCGCCUCCUGCCGCCCGUACCAACAAGGUCACCUCCUUGUACACCCUGAUUGUCCGCCCUGAUCAGACCUUCUCCAUCUUGAUCGACGGCGAGGAGGCCAAGAGCGGUAACUUGCUCGAGGAUUUCAACCCUCCCGUCAACCCCGAGAAGGAGAUUGAUGACCCCAAGGACAAGAAGCCCGCCGACUGGGUCGACGAGUCCAAGAUCCCUGACUCGGAGGCCACCAAGCCCGAGGACUGGGAUGAGGAGGCUCCUUAUGAGAUUGUCGAUGAGGAUGCCGAGAAGCCCGAAGAUUGGCUGGAGGACGAGCCCACCGCUAUCCCCGACCCUGAGGCUGAGAAGCCCGAGGAUUGGGAUGAUGAGGAGGAUGGCGACUGGGUUCCUCCCACCGUCCCCAACCCCAAGUGCCAGGAAGCUUCUGGCUGCGGUCCCUGGACUGCUCCCAUGAUCAAGAACCCCGCUUACAAGGGCAAGUGGACUGCUCCUCUGGUCGACAACCCCGCCUACAAGGGACCCUGGGCCCCUCGCAAGAUUGCCAACCCCGCUUACUUCGAGGACAAGACUCCUUCCAACCUUGAGCCCAUGGGCGCUAUUGGUUUCGAGAUCUGGACCAUGCAGAACGACAUCCUUUUUGACAACAUCUACAUUGGUCACUCCGAGGAGGAUGCUGAGCAGCUCCGCAAGGAGACCUUCGAUAUUAAGCACCCCAUCGAGUUGGCCGAGGAGGAGGCCAACCAGCCCAAGCCGGAGGAGAAGACUGCCGAGCCCAGCGUCAGCUUCAAGGAGAACCCUGUGGCACACAUCCGUGAGAAGGUUGACCGUUUCGUCGGCUUGGCCAAGCAGGACCCCAUCACCGCCGUGAAGCAGGUUCCCGAUGUGGCCGGUGGUAUUGCUGCCGUGCUUGUCACCAUGCUGCUCCUGAUUGUGGGCGCUGUCGGCGCCAGCAGCCCGGCCCCUGCUCCGGUGAAGAAGGGCAAGGAGGCUGCCAGUGCGGCUAAGGAGAAGGCCGCUGAGGCUGUCAGCUCUGCUACCAACACUGGCAAGAGCGGCGCCACCAAGCGCCAGACUCGCUCUUCUGCCGAGUAGAUGGGCCUGCCUUGCUAAAUCAGGCGCGUGGUUAGAAAUGAAGCGGCCCAAAAGUGAGCAUUUUGCGGGGAGGGACAGCUUCCGACCCAGUAUUUUGUUUUCUUUCGAUUUCCCAUAUUAUACCUACCUGUUGCAGCGUUAAAUCAAUGAUUUGUUCUUUUAUUCUGAUUAUGUUGGGAGGCACGGCUAGAGAGCCGCUGCUGUUCUGUCUGUGAUGCGAUAUGAAGGCCACACUUGAGGGACCUGCCUCGAUUUGUUUUUGAAACCUGUAAAGUAGCCGAUGGAAAGACAUCAAUCAUAUGGUCGAUGAUUGUCCCUAGCUUAGGUAAUUGAGUCCAU